Dermatophagoides pteronyssinus (European house dust mite) is the source of this 2706-nucleotide messenger RNA. It is a transcript of the gene vtd, whose product is annotated as RAD21 cohesin complex component verthandi. Gene Ontology annotation, cellular component: cohesin complex. Gene Ontology annotation, molecular function: chromatin binding; protein binding. NCBI's taxonomy places the organism in Eukaryota, Metazoa, Arthropoda, Arachnida, Sarcoptiformes, Pyroglyphidae. The record is from RefSeq and is a predicted model, not a curated record. Gene Ontology annotation, biological process: replication-born double-strand break repair via sister chromatid exchange; sister chromatid cohesion.
UUGUCGAAAAGCUAAAUGUGUGUGUUGUGUGUAUUGAACGUUAUGUUGCAUUCAUCAUUUUCAAUUAUCGAUUCUCGGAAUUUGAACGAACGAUAAAAUUGGUGAUGUUCAAGAUUUAAUCAUCGUUUUCUUUUUGAUGAUAAACGACAUCUAAACGUUCAACGACCACAUUAUCAUCAUUGAUUGAUUGAUUAUCGAUGAGCCGAUGAAAUCAAUCAAAUAAAAACUUUGAUUAUUGUAGAAAAAUUAUAGUCAUAUUUAUAUUUUGAAAAAAACAAAACAAACAAAAUGUUCUAUUCGGUAUUUGUAUUGGGUAAAAAAGGCCCAUUAGCACGUGUUUGGUUGGCAGCACAUUGGGAUAAAAAAAUAACAAAAGCACAAAUUCUUGAAACAAAUAUCGUCGAAAGUGUUGAUUCAAUACUUCAGCCAAAAAUAAAAUUAUCAUUACGAACAUCGUCCCAUUUGUUGCUUGGUAUUGUACGAAUAUAUUCACGCAAAGCAUUAUAUCUGCUACAAGAUUGUCAAGAUGCUGCAUUCAAAAUUAAAUCAGCAUUUCGACCGGGUGUUGUCGAUCUACCGGAUGGUAAAACUGAAGCUGCAAUCAGUGCAAUUACAUUGCCCGAAAUGUUUGAUUUUAUUAAUGAUUUUGAUUUGAUGGCCGAACCACAAUUACAUUUGGAAACAACACCAACAACAACAGCCAAUAUUCGCAAUAUUACAUUGGUUGAGGAUAUUAGUUCGAUACAUGUUGAUGAUCCAUUAAUGAUGAAUGAUGUUCGCGAUUGGAGUGAAAUUGGUUCGAUUGGUGGCGGAUCGAUCAAUAUCAAAGAUUCUACUUUAGAUCAUACAUCAUUGAAUGAUAGUGGCAUAUCAUUGAAAAAUAACAAUAACAUCGAUCUCUUUGAUCGUCCUGCAUUGGAUGAUGGUUUUGGCGGCCAACUUGGUGUCGGUAUUGUUGAUGAUGUUGAUGCAGAUGAUGUAUUCAAUAUGCCAAUGCCCGAUAAUCUAAAUAAAAAUGAUUUGAAUAUGGAAAAUGGUUUGGAUGGAAAUAAAGACGCUUUGAACAACAUUGAAAAUGGUGGCCAAUCGCAACAUGAACAGCCGGAAAGACCACAUUCAGUCAUGUCGGAUGCAAGUGAUGCAGAAAGUUUUGGUGUACCCGGUUCAUUUGGCGGUGCAUCAAGUCCUGAUUCAACAUUAGGUGAUGUUGAUCCAUUCAAUUCGAUUGCUGAUAAUACUAUUGUGGGAAAUCAAUUGAAUAAUAAUGAUGAUAUAGCGAAUGAUGAUCCAAAUCAAAUAAUAGAUCCAAAAGAUGCAAAUCAAUUAUCACAAAAUACAAUGAUAUUGGAACCAAUCGACCCACAGACAGGUGUAUUGGAUAAAAAACGUAAACGACGAAAGAAAAUUGGCAUGGUUAUUGAUGAAGUGAAAACAUUAUCCGGCGAAGAAAUGAAAGCACAAUUAUCCGAUACAACAGAUAUUGUAACGAAUUUAGAUCUUGCACCACCGAAUAAAAUGCUAAUGAAUUGGAAAAAAACUGGUCUAAGUGAUAAAUUGUUUACAUUACCUGAACGUUGCAUUUCGGCUAAAGCAUUGUUUCAUUAUUAUUCAAGAAAUUUAAUAACAAAUCGUUAUGAAGAAUUGAACGAAGAAGAUGAUCUGCUUGAUGAACGUAAUAUUUAUCCUUUGGCUGACGGUGAUGAAUUUGGUCGGCAUCAUACAUUGAAUGGUGAUGGUAUCUCGGAUCCAUCGAUGAUGAUGAUGAUGGAUCCUUUACAACCAAUCAAUGAUGAUUAUCAGCAACAACAACCUGAAUCACCACAACCACCAAGAACACCACGUAUUUCAAUGAAAAAUAUGCAAUCACCCGCACCCUCACAACGUAAACGUAAAAAAAUGGAAGACAAGGAAAAUAAAGAUAUUGGUAUCUCAAAUAAAAGGCAACGUGAAAAUUCAAAAUAUGAUUUAAAUAAAUUGAAUCAUUCGGGAACUGAUGCUGAGAGAACAUCAGCUGUAAUAGAUUCAAGUAAUUUAUUAAAUGAUAAUAGUUCAAUACCUGGAUUUCGUGAUCAUACUUCCAAUGAUUUACACGGUGUUGAUGGUGGCAGCUAUCAAAUGGAUCAUAUUGAUAAAAAUUUUUUGCCACAAGAUCAACAAUCCGACGAAGAACGUGAUGAAGAAGAAGAGGACGAUAUUUUUGACUAUGCUGCACCAAUGUCUGUUGGACCGGCCGAAGAAAUGUUACCAGAUGAAACAAUUGAUCAAUAUGAAGAACGUAUACGAACAAAACGUUCGAAUUUAUUACUAAAAUAUAUGGCCGUACAAUUGGAUGAUAAUGGUCAUAUACAAUUUACUAAUCUAGUUCGUAAUAAUAAACGAAAAUUGGUUGCACAAAAAUUUUAUGCAUUAUUAGUUUUGAAAAAACAAAUGGCCAUUGAAUUAUAUCAAAAUGCUGAAAUGCCAUAUUCCGAAUUGAAUAUAACAAAAGGACUAAAAUAUGAUGAACAUAUGGUAUCGACGACAGUAUCAUGAUCAAUCUGAUGGCGAACAUGGAUCUUCCUUUCAUUUCUUUUAUAUUGAAUAUAUUUAUUUAUUUGUGCUGAGAAUGACACGAAUACGAUUUAUUAAUUAUUAUUAAUCAAUGGCAACAACAUCAUCAUCGUAAUCAUCUCAUUACAUUUUUUGCAUUUUCAAUUGACAAUUUUU